CUUCCUCAGGGGGCGGAGACAGGACACAACCCUGGUGUUGAUACUUCUGCUCGGUCGUCCUUGAGACAUGUCAGCCGGGGCUUCAGAACAUGCACACGAGACCCACCUCCUAAGUGCGUCCUUUUGAAGACAUGUUGGGACAUUUUGUUCGCGCUGCGCUGCGGCCGGGCCUGGGGGGGCAUCCAGCGCGCCGGCUCAGACCGGUGGGGGUCCACCACAUCCCAGAGAGGUCAGUGGUGACCCAGGAGGACCUGCCCAGGCUGCCCGUGCCGCCGCUCAAGCAGACAUGCGAGCGCUACCUGGCCAUGCUGGAGCCCAUCGUCAGCGAGGAGGAGCUGGAGCACACGCGCCAACUGGUGGCCGACUUCCUCCAGGGAGGAGUGGGGGAGAGGCUGCAGAAGAGCCUGGAGCGCAGGGCCAGGAAGACGGAGAAUUGGCUCUCAGAGUGGUGGAUGCAGUCUGCCUAUCUGGACUGCCGCAUGCCGGUGGCCGUGUACACCAGCCCUGGGGUGGUGCUUCCCCGCAUGCAGUACCGCGACCGCCAGGGGCAGAUGAGGUUUGCUGCAAAAUUGAUUACUGGCAUCUUGCAGUUCAAAAAGAUGAUUGACAGCGAUACCUUGCCCCUGGAGUACCUGAGUGGGAAGCCUCUGUGCAUGGACCAGUACUACCAGAUCCUCUCAUCCUGCCGGAUCCCCGGACCAAAGAGAGACACGGUCGCCAACCACAGCAGUGGGAAGUCCUCCCCGCCCACACACAUCACCGUGGUGCACAACUUCCAGUUCUUCGUGCUGGACGUGUACAACAGCGAUGGCUCCCCGCUGACAGAGGACCAGAUCUACAUGCAGCUGGAGAAGAUCUGGAACUCCUCCCUGCAGACCAACAAGGAGCCGAUCGGCAUCCUGACGUCUCAGCACCGCAACACCUGGGGCAAGGCCUACAACAACCUCAUGAAGGACAAGACGAACAAGGAGUCGGUGCGCGCCAUCCAGAAGAGCAUCUUCAGCGUGUGUCUGGAUGCGCCCAUGCCCCGCGUGUCUGACGAGCUGUACCAGAGCCGGGUGGCAGCCCAGAUGCUGCACGGCGGGGGGGCGCGCUGGAACAGCGGCAACCGCUGGUUCGACAAGACACUGCAGUUUAUCGUGGGGGAGGACGGAACAUGUGGCCUGGUCUACGAGCACUCCCCCGCUGAAGGCCCGCCCAUCGUCUUCCUCAUCGACUACGUUGUUCAGUACAUGCAGCAGCCGGACACGCUGCGUUCCCCCAUGGUGCCCCUCUCCAUGCCCCUCAAGCUGCGCUUCAACAUCACCCCCGAGGUCAAGAGGGACAUCGAGAACGCCAAGCAGAACAUGAACAUGAUGGUCCAUGACCUGGAUGUGAAGGUUCUCGUGUUUUCACAUUUUGGACAAAACGUACCAAAACAACACAAGCUGAGUCCUGAUGCGUUUGUACAGCUGGCGCUUCAACUAGCCUACUUUAGAAUGUAUAACAUGUGCGGCUCCACCUAUGAGAGUGCUUCCUUACGAAUGUUUAAAUACGGGAGAACGGAUGCCAUCAGGUCGACGACGAUGGAUUUGUCCAAGUUUGUGAUGGCCAUGGAUGAUCCAGACAAACAGAACCCAGAGAAGAUCGCCUUGAUGCACCAAGCAGUUCAGACCCACCGGCAGACGACCAAAGAAGCAAUCUACGGUCUAGCCAUUGACCGCCACCUUCUUGGGCUGAGGCUGCAGGCUAUCGAGGACCUCACCUCCAUGCCAGAGAUUUUCAUGGACACCUCCUACGCUGUGGCUCAGCAUUGUCAACUGUCCACCAGUCAGGUGGGCUCCAAGACGGACUGCGUGAUGUGCUUCGGCCCCAUGGUGCCCGACGGCUACGGCGUGUGCUACAACCCCAUGGAGGAGCACAUCAACGUGGCCAUCACCGCCUUCAACAGCUGCGAGGAGACCCACGCCGCCAAGUACGGUCGGGCCGUGGAGAAGGCCCUCCUGGACAUGAGGGACCUGCUGGAGGCCCCUGCGACCUAGAGACUUCACAGGGAGGGGGUCACAGGACCCCCGGUGGUGGUGGACCCCGGUGUCCCUACUCUUUACUGUAAGACGGAGUUAACUUCUAGACCUGCUGCCGCUGGUGGGAACGGGGUAUGGGGACUGCAGGGAAGAGUGAAGUGUUUCCCCUGAGGAGGGUGAAACCAGGGCACUUUGUUAUGGAGGGGGUCUACGGUUCUAUUACCCCCCAUUCACACCCGCAAAAAUGCACUGCGUUAAUUAUAGAAAAAGAUGAUGACAAUAGAGCUUAUUUUCUUAUUGAUAUUUAUAUUUAGAUUGAGUGUUAAUAAAACAGAGGUAACAGAUAAAUAUAUAUAUAGAUUACUUAUUGUUGUUUUUCUGUGCAGAAAAUAGAUUGACUAUUUCAGUGCUGAACAGACUGUGCUUCUGAAUGUAACAUGAGAUUGUUUUGCUUCUGACAUUAAGCAAUAAAUGUUGAAGAAAUGUGCGUGGUCAUAAAAAAAUAACCGAUCCGUUCAUUGAAUCUCUCACAAGUACCCUCUUAUGUUGCAAGUCACAAAACUUGAAGUAUUGAGAAAUUUAAAGCUCCAAAAAUACACAAAAAACUAUUGUUUUUCUUCACAGCUGGUAUAAAAGUCACACAAACGUAUAUUCGGCCUUGAAGCUUCCUGUGGUGUGCAGAUAGUCUCCGUUGAACUCCACCUCGGCCAUGUUCCCUGAGGAACGCCAGAGGAAGAGCUGAGGACCCUUAAACACGGUGGUCCUCAGUACGUUAAUGUCCUGGAUCUGAGGACGACAGCAAACAACAGGGAUGGAAAUUAAAACAUGAUCAGGGGUUCAGAGGUCCAUAAACUCCACCACUAAUAACAAUCGCUUUCAUCUGACGAUCCACAUGACCGGGCGAGGCCCUCUAACUUCAGGAGACUCCCGUUUAGGAGACCCAGCAGGAGGUACCGUGAUGUAGGUGGUCUGGGUGUCGCUGGCGAGGAGCUGAGGGCUGAUGUUAAGGGCCUGGAUCUGGAUCUUCGCCGAGGGUGGUCCGUUGAUGAGCACCCGGCAGGUGUGGUUAGUGCUGGACGUUGUGGGGUUCUGGAAGACCCCGCUGGAGGAGAACAGCUGGACGUCACAGUCUGUGGGAGAGACCCAGCGGAUAUGUAUAUUAUAUAUGUAUUAAUAUAAAUGGGGCAGCAUCUCUUAUGGUCACACUUUGCAUUGAAACGUGUGUGUGUGUGUGUGUGUGCAGUGGCGUCACCAGGCUGUUUUAUUCGGGGCUAAAGCCCCGGAUCUAAUUUGAUUAGCCCCGAAUCUUUUUUGUUAAAAAAAGAAAAAAAAAAAUAUAUAUAUAUAAUUUAUUUUUUAUUUUUUAUUUUUUGCUGCAUGCAGAGCCUGUGCUAUAUCCACACGUCGCACAUGCCCCCAUUUGUUAGGACUCUUGCGUAGCUUACUGCUAGGAAUUUCUGUUCUGCUGCUCAAGAUUUUAAGCCAUGUAUUUAUGAACUUGCAUUGAAGAAAAUAUAUCAGUUUUUUGUGGUCUGUAAAUAGGCCAAUCUAUGAGGCUAUAUAGCAUGCCAAUAUUGAUGACUGAUUGUGUCAAGUGUCUAAGGAUGAAUGCUAACAUGAUUUGUUUCCAACUUUUGCCUUAAGUUACAAUUUAGCUAACUAACUAGCUGCUGCCCUUUUCAAUUCCAAUGCUGGCUGUCAUUUCAUUACCAAUGUUAAGUGUCAUAAAUAGUUAACACGGGUGCUGAUUCAUGAUUCUCUGAAAAAGAAACACCCAAAACAUGUGAUAUGUUUUCAAUUUGCAGAAAGUUUUGAAAAAUCCAGGAUGCCUGAGAGCCUUACUGCAUUAUAUUCCAUAAUAGUUAUUUCUUUAGGAACACUGAAUGUUGUCUUUUCCUUCACAGAAAAAAAAAUAUUUCCACUAUAAAAUGAUGCAGAAAAGGCACAGAUAGAUGAAUAAAAAUCCACCAGAAUGCAGGAAAUUAAGUGUUUGACGCUCAAACAUUUCUGGGGGAGCACCCCCAUACCCCCCACCUAUAAUUUGUCCCCCAAAAUGUUGAAAUGAAACCUAGCCUAUAUGACCCUGUACGCAGGUUGUAUACAAUAUAACCAUAGAUAUGUUGUUUUUACAUUUUGGAUUAAAAAGAAAGCAUGUCAGCAAACUCCAUGUCGGCCCUUAGUAUGAUUAUCAUUUCAUCAUAGAGUGGCCCUUUGUGAAAAUGAGUUUGACACACCUGAUAUAGGUAAUGUAAGGUCUGUCUCACUUGUAUUAAUUUUACUCUGAAAUAACUUGAAUGGAACUUUAGAUGUCUGGGGAUAAGCAGCAGUCAGGUAGCUAUUCAAAGCUAUAAUUACCUGCCUAUUUUGUUUAUUUAGGUAAAGCAUUAUGAAAAAAAAUGCAUGCGCAAUAAAGUAUACAACAAAAUUUG
Molecule: messenger RNA, 4432 nt
Organism: Gadus chalcogrammus (walleye pollock)
Lineage: Eukaryota; Metazoa; Chordata; Actinopteri; Gadiformes; Gadidae
Product: Carnitine O-acetyltransferase-like
Exons: 14
Coding region: 132-2021 (629 amino acids)
Biological process (GO): carnitine metabolic process, CoA-linked
Cellular component (GO): peroxisome
Molecular function (GO): carnitine O-acetyltransferase activity
Source: RefSeq, a predicted model, not a curated record